Ostrea edulis (European flat oyster) is the source of this 4166-nucleotide messenger RNA. Its product is annotated as E3 ubiquitin-protein ligase TRIM37-like. Bases 111 to 2927 code for a protein of 938 amino acids. Gene Ontology annotation, molecular function: ubiquitin protein ligase binding; ubiquitin protein ligase activity; tumor necrosis factor receptor binding. Gene Ontology annotation, cellular component: aggresome; peroxisome. The transcript has 22 exons. NCBI's taxonomy places the organism in Eukaryota, Metazoa, Mollusca, Bivalvia, Ostreida, Ostreidae. Gene Ontology annotation, biological process: protein autoubiquitination; negative regulation of centriole replication. The record is from RefSeq and is a predicted model, not a curated record.
UGGCGCGAUGGCCUUGACCUCCCCACUGUUUUAACAAGUUCUUGCACAGUCGACGAUUGCUCACCAAAACACAAUGUUAUUUUGUUGACAACAAUGGAAUACACGUGAGAAUGGCAUCUGGUGGAAAACAAGAAAGUAGACGACUAGAGGACUCCACAAUGGAGAGCCUAGCUGAAGUAUUUAGAUGCUUCAUUUGCAUGGAAAAGUUGAGAGAUGCUCGCCUGUGUCCACAUUGUUCUAAACUCUGCUGCUUUUUGUGUAUAAGGAGAUGGUUAACAGAACAAAGAUCACAAUGUCCACACUGCAGAGCAUCUCUUCAUAUCCAUGAGCUUGUGAACUGUCGCUGGGCAGAAGAAGUAACUAACCAGCUUGAUACACUCAAAGACUGUGCUCCAACUCCAAAGAAAGAGGACUCUGAUAAAGACAAGUGUGAAGACCACCAGGAGAAGCUGAGCGUGUAUUGCUGGACCUGUAAACAAUGUAUCUGUCACCAGUGUGCUCUCUGGGGAGGAACGCACUCUGGUCAUACCUUCAAGCCUCUGGAUGAUGUUUAUAAUGAGCACAUGAAGAAAAUCACAGAGGAACUGAAUCAAUUGAAACGUCGCCAUGUAGAACUCAUCAGUCUGGUACAAGAUGUGGAACGCAACAUAGAGGGUGUAAAAACUGCUAAAGAUGAACGAGUUCGAGAAAUCAGGAAUGCCGUAGAAUUGAUGAUUGCAAGGCUAGAAACCCAACUCAAGUCCAAACUCCUUACUUUGAUGGGACAGAGAGGUCAGGUGACCCAAGACACAGAGAAAUUGGAGAACCUUAUUCAGAAGAUGAACCAGAAACUGGUAAACAGUGGCAAAAAUGAACUGAUCAGCCAGAGUACUGAACUCCUACAGAUGUUCAAACAGUUUCACUGUAAACCAAUGGCUUCCUUUGUCACUGCCCCCGUGCCUGCAGAUUUUACUAGUGAAAUUGUACCUCAGUAUGACACUAGUACAUUUGUGAUGAAGAACUUCAGUGUGUUACAACAGAGGGCAGAUCCAGUGUACAGUCAGCCAUUACAUGUAUCAGGCCUCAGCUGGAGACUCAAAGUCUAUCCUGAUGGCAACGGAGUUGUGAGAGGAAAUUACCUAUCAGUAUUUCUAGAAUUGUCGGUUGGACUCUCUGAAAAUUCCAAAUAUGAGUAUAGAGUGGAGAUGGUUCAUCAGGCCUCAAGAGACUACACAAAAAACAUUGUCCGAGAAUUUGCCUCAGACUUUGAGGUGGGGGAGUGCUGGGGGUACAACAGAUUCUUUCGUCUAGACCUACUGGCCAGUGAAGGCUAUCUAGACACUGACACCGACACAUUGAUUCUGAGGUUCCAGGUUCGACCUCCGACAUUUUACCAGAAGUGUCGAGACCAACAGUGGUAUAUAAAUCAGCUGGAGUCAACUCAUACUCAACUGAUCAACCAGAUCACUGAUCUCAAAGAGAGAUUGCUCUUGCUUGAAAUGUCCAGAAACAAGGGAUCGGGCAAGAAGGGUGGAGCAACAGUUGAAUCUCCGCUUCCCCUUAUAGACCCCCAGAGUGGAGGUGACGGAAAUCUUACCCAGCAUUCCAUUCUGUAUCCUAAACCUAUCCAUCCAAACUCAGGCUCCGAGAUCGAGAUUGAGUUGUGUGAAGAAGACCACACAACCAAAGAUGAUAGCUCUACUUCUGACUCAAUGGAUGAAAUCAGCCAGUAUGACAUCGAGGACUGUGAACAUGGAACAACGGAAAACAAUGAUGAAAACGACAUUGAUGAAGAGACUAUGUCUGUUGACAAUGAUGUGGAAAAUAAUUGGGAGGAGAACAACUUGGACAGGUUGGGUGCACAUUGUUACACCCCCACUAUCCCCAACAUUACAGACAGCAGUGUUGUAGAUGAUGAAGCAGUACUAAUGCAGUUUCUGCAAGAACAUUCAAAAUAUGACAAAGCCUGGAAUGUGGAAAAUGAUGCUUCAGAUGAUGGACUGAAUUCUGAUUGGUUGGAUAGUGUCCUUAAAUUCACUAAAUCCGCUAGCAGUAACUCGAACAGCAGCAAAGAUUCCAAGGACAAAGACAUCAUAAAGGACUCUGCCACUAAGCCUAAGCCCCCUGCCAACAAACCUGCCAUCCCUGCCAAGCCUGCCACUGCCUCCAAACCCCCGCCCCCCUCCACAGACUACAUGCUUGAACACAUACAUCAGAGGUUCAGUGAAUUGGCAGCUUCUACUCUGGCUGCUGCCAAUGCAGCAGUUACUAGUGAGACUGAGGCUAGGGCCAUGGUGAAGUGUGACAGUAAAGAUAAGAAAGAAAGAACACAAGUACCGUCUCUGGAUUUAUCUUCAAAUGAAAAAGGAAGCAAACUGAAAGUAGAAAAGGAAAAGAAAAUUACAAACACAUGUUUAUCAUCAUUGGAUUUGGAUGGAGUUCUUGACCUGACCAGCGCGUCUUUGGAACAGGAAACUCUGUCAGACAUAUCAUUAGAUGACAUUCCAUCUCCACAAUGUUUCCAGUCCCAGCAGCUACCAGUAGCCAUUCCACACAGUCCACCUAAUCAAGGAGGAAGCAGAAAGAAAAGAAUGGUGAUCACUAAAAACAAGGUUUCAUCGGUGGUGUCUGGAUCUCAGAAAGACCAAGGACUGCCAUGGGCACUUAAUUUUGUAAAGAAAGCGAGUAAACCUGACCAGGCCAAGGAAACGAAAGAUAAUAAUGUGUCAACAGUCUCUGUAGGACUGUCUUCGGUUGUUAUGGAUAACCAUGAUAACAGAAAAGACAACACACAGUUGCCUAGUAACAGUCCUGAAGGAGCCAGCAGUGAUCACAAUUCUUCAUCUGAUUCCACGAAUUCCAGUUCUGGUCCACUGGUCGAAUUCAGCUCACAAACAGUUGCCAAAGAAUCUAGAUCAGAAAGUGGCGAUGAUGCAUCUGUAGUCUAACAGUGCAGACCCAAUCCUUGUCACGAUCGAUUCCUGUGAAAGAAUUCAUAUUCACACAAAAAAAAGACAUUAGAACAAAUAAAUCAUUGAUUUACAGUGGCAUGAUGGAAAAGUCACUACAUUUUACCAUAACCACACUUCAUUGAUGUUAAGCCUGUAAUCUAUGAAACAUAGAACAUAACAGUGUCAUUCUAGAGAAUUUGUCUAGUCAUGAAGACCGCAUCAGGAAACAUUGCCAUGCCGUUUUACGUGUAUGUUGUAUGUCUUAAAAAUCUAUUUAGUGUGUUAUUUAAUUUUCAUUUGCUAUUUUGCAAAGCAUUCUUGAUGUUGCCAAGUUUUUGCUGUAAAGAUGAGUACAUUUUAACAUCCACAAUGAAGAUUUGGAGAACCAGUAUUGGAUAAUGGAACAGGUUUAAAAUUUUGUCGUAAUACUGUAUGCAAAUUUAUUUUCACUGUAUUUAGGGAUCAAUCAUUUGGGAAAUAAAAUUUGUGAAUUUAAAAUGAAGUGAUAACAAUGCAUGGCAUACUUAUUUUAGUGUACUCAAAAGUUCAGUUGUAAGUCUGGUUGUUUUGAAGUCCUAUCAGUGUUGCAUUACAUCAGUAUUUAUAUGUUGCAUUCAAAAUCACAUAUCAGUGCAGAAAGUGUAACAGUAUACGUAUGUCUAGAUACUUCUGCUGUUGUGCAGUACAGAUCUGAAAAAUGCAUUUUAAAUUCUUUUUGUCUGCCCUCGUGAUCUCUUAGAAACUAGUUUUAUUACCUAUGGUCUUAGUUAUUGUCAGAUGUGUUUUUGACACUCUAGUUUGCUUUUAAACAUUAUUAAUUUGAACAUGAAGAGAUAUUUUCAUUGAAUUGUCAUUAUGGGGAAUCAGUAGGACUUAAUUUUUUUUUUCAUGUUUACAUAAUCAAAUUAUAAAUUGUAGUUUGUUUAGGUUUGCUUCACAAUGAAACCAUUCCUUAAGGUGACAGUUUGAUGACCUUUCCACACUCCAUGUUGCUUAGAACUAUUUUAAGAUUGAGGUCGUGGCUUUUAAAAUAUUGUAGAGGCCAAGAAAGUGUUAUAUUUUUUUUUAUAUGAAUAAAACGGACUCUACUUGUCUGUUCUAAUACAUGGACUUCUUUAUUACUGAUUAUGAGUAGUGAAUGUUUGUGUGUUUUACAAAUGUGUUUAAUUGUAUUGCAAAAAAACAAAAAGGUUUUGUUUGUAUUUGUUUUGCUAAUUAAAGAAAAUUGACACUUCU